Messenger RNA from Trichomonas vaginalis G3, 393 nucleotides. RefSeq names its product organellar and viral DNA polymerase type B. The record is from RefSeq and is a predicted model, not a curated record. Bases 1 to 393 code for a protein of 130 amino acids. The transcript has a single exon. Lineage: Eukaryota; Parabasalia; Trichomonadida; Trichomonadidae.
AUGUUCGAGAUGAAGAGAGCAAUUGACGCCUUAGUUGUUUUAGCAGGUAAGGUUUCAGAAUAUAACGCAAAAAUGAAUCCGCAAUGUUCAAAAUGUAAAGCAGCAAUAAGGAAAUAUAACUACUCCGUCAAAGAGAUAGAACGUAUGCGAAACGACUAUGCAGACUUAAAGAAAGAAGCAGAAAAACCAGCAGAAAAUAAAAUGGAUAUGUUAGCAUUUCUGAACAAAAACUAUCCAACAGCAGAAGAUUUCCUUCUAUCUGACGUCAAGAAGAAGUAUAAAGAAACUUUCGGUAUCGUUAAAACAUUCGAUGUACUGACAGAAGAAAUAGAAGCUACGAAAUUGUUUAGGAUUUCAAAUAUACAUCAUACAAUUCAUGUAAAACGCUUAUAA